AAGCAGUUGGUAUCAACGAUGUGUAAGAUCAUCAAACGAUUAGUUUGGGGGUAAAAACGUCGAACAAGAAUAGCGUGAUCAGAAAAUUAAUUAACUUAUGUAAACAAAUGACGCACAGAGUUAAAUUUUGUUCGGCGUUCGACACAAUGGCAUAGUUUGGCGUAACCUCACACCAAACUGCAGUGAAUAAAUCGGUGCAACGAAAAAACAUUCGCUAAAAUGUUCAAGUUACGAAUCUAUUUCCUGAUCAUCGUUUCUCUGUUGCCAUUUUGCUGCAUUUUUCUGCUGAGGGAGUUCGCGUCGGAGCAUCAGAUGACGAAAGGAUCAUCAUCAACAGAAUUGCAAUUGAAAAAGAUCGCAUUAGAAAUGAAAAAAAUGGGCAACAGAAUCGAUGUGAUAAGAAAGCUAAUUUUAGAUUUAACGAGACAAAAAUUGGAAGUACCACCGAAAUGGAUCGAACGAUAUUCAACGCCACUUUGGUCUGAAUUCAAACCUUGGCGAGGAGUCUUUGUCUUCUUCGUGUCGUACCGUGCGAAAUACCUUCGAAAGUGUCUGGCAUCUAUAACAGUAGCUUCUAAAGACAUCGAUAAAUCUUCGGUCUGUGUUUUUGCCUUAGACCGUACCCCGAAGACGACCGAGCAAGAUGUAAAGGAGACAUUGGAAGCCAUCGACGAGGUCACUGUGUGUCAACCCUACGUAUGGAUGGUUGGGAGAGAUGAUAGAUACAACAAUAAAGUAAAUUAUGCAUUGAGGCUGAAAUUACACUGGUGGUUUGUACUAGAGACAGUGUACAAUGCGACUUACGAUGAAACAAUCUUCAAUGGCCUACUGCACGGUUACGAUCGCGAUAUUUUGUUCAUCGAGGAAGAUGCGAUCCUAUCACCGGACUUCGUCAAGGUCAUGUGGUACUCGAGCGAGAUAAAACGUCGUAACAAAGGUAUCUUACAGUUUGCACUCGGAGGUUGGGCUGGAGAGAACAUGAUCAACGCGCAUCCGGACACGUUUGUUGUACGAAAUGCCCGUUCGCUGCGCGGGAUCGCGUACGGCUUGAACCAGUCCAUGUGGUUAUACUUCAAAUCCCUAGAAAUGGAUUUUUUUGCCGAUAAGCAAGAUGACUGGUGUGAGUCUAUGGGACUGGUACUUGGAAAACAUAACAACGACACAGGUUUCAGGAUCGUUGUACCUACGUUAAGCCGCAUUUGGCAUAUAGGCGAGCGAGGACUAGGACCUGGUGGGGACUUUGCCUGGAAGCGAAUUAUGGCACCUCAACCAAAUUGGGAACUUGCCAGUCGGUUGAUCAACUUACGAAAUGCUCAAGUAAAUUUAGGUUUGAGAGACCUUUUGGGUUUCUCUGCGAGAAAAGAAUCGAAUUUUGGUUUCUCAAGGAUACAGAAUGUCUGAACAGCAUGGCACAAUGGAAAGGAGAAGAUCGGAAUAAAAUAA
Messenger RNA from Xenia sp. Carnegie-2017, 1443 nucleotides. RefSeq lists its product as uncharacterized. Gene Ontology annotation, biological process: protein N-linked glycosylation; oligosaccharide biosynthetic process. The transcript has 5 exons. The coding region runs from base 220 to 1401 and encodes 393 amino acids. Lineage: Eukaryota; Metazoa; Cnidaria; Anthozoa; Malacalcyonacea; Xeniidae. Gene Ontology annotation, molecular function: alpha-1,6-mannosylglycoprotein 2-beta-N-acetylglucosaminyltransferase activity. The record is from RefSeq and is a predicted model, not a curated record. Gene Ontology annotation, cellular component: Golgi stack; Golgi membrane.